AUAAAAAAAAAAUGUGAAUUCAAAGUGAACGAGUUUAAAAGCGAAUAAAAAAUUGAAUCAAACAAAUAUAUAAAUAAAAGUGUUCAUUUGUGGAAAUGAGCAUGUGAACUAUGUCGGACAUAAAUGCACCCAUUCAACUACCGAACGAAUUGAAUGUGCCUGAAACAUCGAAUGAAAAUGAAGCAAUUGAACCAAUUAAGCCAAAGUCGGCCAUUCCACUUUCUGCACCGCAAAGUGCUGAUAGUAAAUACCCAAAGCAUCGAUUGCGGAAGGAGAAAAAAUCACAAAGUAUGUUUAAUUUCACAUCGACAGUGACAACGACUGAAGAACCACCGCAAAGCAAUGACAAGGGUACAGAUGACGAUGUACCACCGUCAAUAACAUUAUCUCCACCAUCUGCCAAGUAUCGUAAGAGUGCCGAACGAAAGUCAACCGGUUCGCUGGAUCAAAUCGAUAAAUUAUCAGAUCAACCGGAUAUUCAGCGACAAAUUAGUGCAAGUACAAAUGAAAUGAAAUUGAGUGCAAAUCGACAACGUGCCAACUCCAUGGCACCAUCAGAGUAUGCCGAGAGAGAUAAUGAUGAAUUCGAUGAACUGGGUAAUGGUCACGCUGGUUCACAAUUACGUAUCCGAUCGUCGAUUAUAUCGCUGUUUGGACGCAUGGGAAAAAUGCGACGCACGAGCAAUAUUUCACAGAAUUCCACACAUGAUAACAAUGAAAGCAAUGAUCGUCCUCCAUUGAGAGCGCUCCCACACAUUGCUGCCACGAAAAUUAUGCGUGCUUUUAGCUAUGUUGUACACGAACGAAGAAUACGUGCAAACAACAAGGAGUACAAUUCACAGUUUAAAUAUGCGAAUAACUACAUAAAAACGUCGAAAUAUUCGUUAUUGACGUUUCUGCCAUUGAAUCUAUUGGAACAAUUUCAACGAAUUGCGAAUUUUUAUUUUCUUUGCCUUCUACUGUUGCAAUUAAUACCACAAAUUUCUUCAUUAACACCCGUUACUACAGCCAUUCCAUUGAUCGGGGUGCUUGCAUUGACCGCUGUCAAAGAUGCCUACGAUGAUAUUCAAAGGCAUAUUUCCGAUUCUCAAGUGAAUAAUAGGCUCUCAAAAACACUGCGAAAUGGCAAGCUGAAAGAUGAAAAAUGGUCAGCUGUACAGGUUGGCGAUAUUGUUCGUAUGGACAAUAAUCAAUUUAUAGCAGCCGAUGUAAUGUUAUUAUCAACAAGUGAACCAAACGGGUUGUGUUACAUUGAAACGGCUGAAUUGGAUGGCGAAACGAAUUUAAAACCUCGUCAAUGCCUAAAUGAAACGGCUGAAAUGGGACAGGAUCAUGAAUUAUUGUCACAAUUGAAUUUCGAGAUCAUCUGUGAGCCACCGAACAACAUUUUAAAUAGAUUUGAUGGUACGCUUAUUUGGAACAAUCAACGAUAUCCAAUAGACAACGAUAAGAUACUAUUACGUGGUUGCGUUUUACGAAAUACUCAGUGGUGCUAUGGCAUCGUUAUCUUUGCCGGCAAAGAUACGAAGUUGAUGCAAAACUCCGGUAAAACCUCAUUCAAAAGCACCAGCAUUGAUCGCUUUUUGAAUUAUAUUAUUAUUGGUAUUGUGUUAUUUUUAAUAUCGAUAUGCUUCUUUUGUACGAUCGCGUGUGCCAUUUGGGAAAUGAUGAUUGGGCAACAUUUCACGGUAUUUUUGCCGUGGGAAAAAAUAAUUCCCAACGAUCCUGUCCGUGGACCGACGAUUAUCGGCUUAUUAGUGUUCUUUUCGUAUGCUAUUGUCGCAAAUACGGUUGUGCCAAUAUCACUCUAUGUUUCAGUAGAAGUAAUUCGGUUAGCUCAGUCAUUUCUAAUAAAUUGGGACGAGAAAAUGUAUUACGAGAAAAAUGAUACGCCGGCUCGUGCUCGUACUACAACGCUGAACGAGGAGCUCGGUCAAAUUCAAUAUAUCUUCAGCGAUAAAACGGGCACCUUAACUCAAAAUAUCAUGACCUUUAAUAAGUGUUCUAUCAAUGGGCGGUCAUAUGGUGACAAUAUCGAUUUGAACACAGGCGAAAUUCUUGAAUCGAACGAACCAUUAUCAAAUCGUCAUAGUUGUUGUCACCAACAAUUGCCAUCACAUCAAACAGACAUACAUGAACAUCAAGGUGGAAUAAUGUCUGAACCAUCAACAUCAAUUGUAUGUUCAAGUCAAUGUACGGAUAGUUGUAAGAAAUCACCAUUGUCUUCGUCACUACCACCACCACCACCAUCAUCAUCAUCACUUUCACCAUCAUUGUCGUCGUUGCCAUUGAAAUACAACGAGAACCCAACAAACGAACAAAUGACAUUAUCUUAUGAGCAGCCGCAGCAACUAACCAAUUAUCAUGAUUCAAUUAGUGUAAAUAAUUGCGUUGUUAGUAGUGCGGCGACUACAACCGAAACGAAAAGAGUACAUAUUAAUGAUUCGACCACAUCGACCGAACCAAGCUCAUUAUCGCUACUGUUUGAACAAACUACGCACACCAACGAUCCAAUGGGAUCAAAUCAUAAUUUGCAACCAAUUGAUUUUUCAUUCAAUCCGGAAUUCGAGCCCGAUUUCAAAUGGUACGAUUCGUCUUUGCUGGAUGCCGUUCAAGCUGACGACGAACAUGUACACACAUUUUUUCGACUGCUUGCAUUGUGCCACACUGUAAUGCCUGAGCGCAAGGACGGGGGGAGAUUGGAAUACCAGGCUCAAUCUCCCGAUGAGUCUGCCCUCGUGUCAGCGGCGCGCAAUUUCGGUUUUGUUUUCAAAAAUCGUACACCAAAUUCAAUAACAAUCGAAGUUCAAGGUCGUACAGAGGAGUAUGAACUGCUUAGCAUACUAGACUUCAAUAAUGUACGGAAACGAAUGUCCGUCAUUCUCAGGCGAAACGAUAAAAUUGUACUGUACUGCAAAGGUGCCGACAAUGUGAUCUAUGAUAGGCUUAAUUCACAUCAAGUAGAGCUUAAGGCGAGAACACAGGAACAUUUAAAUAAAUUUGCGAAUGAAGGCUUACGUACUCUUGCAUUAGCCGAGCGGUAUAUUGACGAAGAGUUCUUUUACGAAUGGCGAAAACGACAACAAGAAGCGGCCACCUCAUUGAGCUCCCGCGAAGAUCGUUUGGGUGAAAUUUAUGAAGAGAUUGAAUGUGAAAUGAGUUUGAUUGGUGUAACAGCCAUUGAGGAUAAAUUACAGGAUGGAGUUCAGCAAGCAAUAUCAAACUUACAAAUGGCUGGUAUUAAAAUUUGGGUGCUGACUGGCGACAAACAAGAAACUGCUGUUAAUAUAGGUUACUCCUGUCAUCUGCUCACCGACGAUUUAAUCGAUGUAUUUGUAGUCGACGGAACAACACAAGAGGAAGUUGAGAAACAACUAAUUAAAUUCAAAGAAUCCGUUAAAAUCGUAAAUACAUUUCAUCCGGCGAAAACGCAACGUAAAAGUAUAUUCAGUACUUCGAAUGUCGCUAAUGGAAUACCUCAUUCAAUCUCAGCUACCGGAAAAUUGAUAAAAAAUAACCAUCCCCCUGCUGUAUCCGUAGUCACGUUCAGCGCUGAUGUAGCAACACUCUAUCGUCAACAAAAUGAUCCCGAAAAAUUGGAGAAUCUUGAAGAAGUAAUCAGCGGUGAUUUUGAUGAGAAUUCCGGUUUCGCCAUCAUUAUAAAUGGCCACUCCUUAAUCCAUUGCUUGACACCUGAAUUGGAAACACGAUUUAUUGAGGUUGCAUCUCAAUGUAAGGCUGUGAUUUGUUGUCGUGUUACACCGUUACAAAAAGCACUAGUUGUCGAGCUGAUCAAGCGAAUGAAGAAGGCUGUCACCUUGGCUAUAGGCGAUGGCGCUAACGAUGUUUCAAUGAUUAAGGCAGCGCACAUUGGUGUCGGCAUAUCCGGUCAAGAGGGAAUGCAAGCUGUUCUUUCUAGUGAUUAUUCGAUAGCUCAAUUUCGUUAUUUGGAACGUUUACUCUUAGUGCAUGGCCGAUGGUCAUAUUAUCGAAUGUGUAAAUUCUUGCGAUAUUUCUUUUACAAAAAUAUCGCUUUCACAUUCGGUCAUUUUUGGUACGCUUAUUUUUGCGGUUUCAGUGCACAGACGGUCUACGAUCCGAUGUACAUUUCAGUCUAUAAUCUUUUCUACACAUCGUUACCUGUAUUGGCACUCGGAGUUUUCGAACAAGAUGUGUCCGAUAAAGAUAGCAUCGAAUUUCCAAAAUUGUACACACCUGGCUUGACAAAUGAAUUUUUCAAUUUGAAAGAGUUUAUGCGAAGCGUUAUGCAUGGUCUCUUCAGUUCAAUGGUUACAUUUAUAAUACCGUGGGGUACAUAUCGCGAUGGCAUCGGACCGGAUGGCUUAGUAUUGAGUGACCACAUGACAUUGGCUUCGGUCAUGGCAGCCAUCCUAAUAUUAGAUAAUACAGCUCAAAUUGCUCUUGAUACCACUUACUGGACAAUCGUGAAUCACAUUACUAUUUGGGGCAGCGUAAUUGCCUACUUUGUGAUGGAUUAUCUUUACAAUUACUAUUUAAACGGUCCAUAUGUAGGCGCCCUAAUUAUAGCUAUGAAAGGUGCAAAUUUUUGGUUUACGGCGCUUGUUUGUGUGACUAUUUUGAUACUGCCUGUUUUAACAAGUCGUUUUUAUGCGGUUGAUGUCGAUCCCAGUUUGGUUGAUAAAAUCCGGUUAAAACGGAAAAUGCAAAAGAAAACCAAAAGCAGCGACGAUACCACCCGUACACCAUCAGCUAAACGAGCACGACGUUCACUCCGAAGCGGCUACGCUUUCGCUCAUCAUGAAGGAUUCGGUCGCCUUAUCACAUCUGGAAAAAUUAUGCGAAAAUUGCCUCAAGAUUUUGCCUUUCCACUGGGAAAAGGAAGUGGAAUGGGUUUGGGCAGCAAUAAACGAUAUCAGCAACAAAAUGGCGAUGGUCCGCUCCCCAAUAGCGUAAACAAUCAUAUCAAUCCGGACGAAGAGACAAACUCAAAUUCAGUCGAAAAUCGUCGAUCGUCACAAGAUCUGGACACUAUCAAUUUAUAAAAAUGUUGUUUUUCCAAAAAAUGAACAUUUUUCUUUCUGGAAACAAUUCCUCUAUAGUUUUUUUUUUAUAUAGAAUAAAAUUUUAACUUUCUUUUAGUUAAUUUUUUUAUUUUCAUUCUUUAUCAGUUCUUUAAAUGUUUAGAACGAAUGUUGUUAUCGAGAUGAAUAUUUAAAAAUAAUCUGUUAUUUUCAAUUGGAUAAUUGUGCAUGAAAGAUGUAUAUGAC
This is a messenger RNA of Contarinia nasturtii (swede midge), 5249 nucleotides long. It is a transcript of the gene ATP8B, whose product is annotated as probable phospholipid-transporting ATPase IM. Lineage: Eukaryota; Metazoa; Arthropoda; Insecta; Diptera; Cecidomyiidae. Gene Ontology annotation, molecular function: ATP hydrolysis activity; magnesium ion binding; ATP binding. Gene Ontology annotation, biological process: phospholipid translocation; Golgi organization. The coding region runs from base 111 to 5024 and encodes 1637 amino acids. The record is from RefSeq and is a predicted model, not a curated record. The transcript has 22 exons. Gene Ontology annotation, cellular component: plasma membrane.